Miscanthus lutarioriparius is the source of this 561-nucleotide messenger RNA. The record is from the annotation of a GenBank genome assembly. Lineage: Eukaryota; Viridiplantae; Streptophyta; Magnoliopsida; Poales; Poaceae.
AUGGCCCCCACGCGCCGAGGGAGGCGCCCACCCGCGCCCUGCCCCGCCGCGCCCCCGGACCGGAUGGAUCUCAGCGGCAACUUGCUCCAUGGCGGCUGCCCUCAGUUACAGGUGAACUGUUUCCUGAAUGAGACACGGCCGUGCACUUCUAGUAGCAGCAGCAGCAGCAGCAAUGGUGAUGGUGGCUUCGGUAUCAAAGAGAUUGCUGCCAUAGCUUCAGCAUCAGCCAUUGUCGUGGUUCUGUUAGUUGCACUGACCCUGUGCAUCUGCACAAGGAAAUGUCCUCUGAGACCAUCAAAGCGCUCUUUAGGGAGAAGGAAAGUCAAGGUUUUCGCAGAUGUUGAAAUUGGAGCCCCACUGACAUAUGAGACUGUUGCCGCGCUACUGGGAAUUUCAAUGCUAGCAACUUCAUUGGCAACGACGGCUUUGGUGCGACAUACAGAGCCAAGGUGGCACCUGGAGUUCUUCUGGCAAAAGAGGCUUGUUAUUGGGAAGCAGCAUGUCCCUGUAAUUCACUGUAAUUGUCCCUGUAAUUUCUUUAUACGGCAGUUGUCCCUGUAA